Messenger RNA from Athalia rosae (coleseed sawfly), 2299 nucleotides. RefSeq names its product glycerate kinase-like. NCBI's taxonomy places the organism in Eukaryota, Metazoa, Arthropoda, Insecta, Hymenoptera, Athaliidae. Gene Ontology annotation, biological process: protein phosphorylation. The transcript has 3 exons. Gene Ontology annotation, molecular function: glycerate kinase activity. Gene Ontology annotation, cellular component: cytoplasm. The coding region runs from base 130 to 2226 and encodes 698 amino acids. The record is from RefSeq and is a predicted model, not a curated record.
ACUUCGGACUAUUCACCCUCUCGCUAUCAGAUCAAAAUUACAAGUCCGGCCUGAUCUGAUACCUUCGAAAAUUCCGUAACUUAAAUUAUUUGUAAAAAAACAUUUCACCGAUUGAAACUUGGAGCGAUCAUGCCACAGAAAAAAUUCGGCGCAAGGCGCAAACGUAAACCAAAAAAAAUUGCGAGAGAUAUAAACCCGCAAGAAGCGGAAGCGAAAAAUUUAAGGAGAGAGGAGAAUUUACGAAAACGUAAUGCCAUCCUGAAAACGAUAAACGAGGCUUUGGAAAAAAGAAGAAAGGAAAAAGAGGCUCGAAGAAACGCGAUUAGAGAUAAAAAGAUCAAAGCUUAUCACGACGAGCUCAGAAAUCGGGGCGCAACGAUUCAAGAGCAGAAAAUGACGCAGAUCAGGAAGGACAUGAAAUCGAUCCUAAUCGGGGGCGUUGACAAAGUGAAUGCGAUGAAAGUAGUGGGGGAUAAGGUGAAGCUCGAGGGUUCGACCAUGAAGGUAGGGGGAUCAAAAUACAAGAUGAAGAACAACGUGCACAUGGUGGGCUGGGGUCGGGAGACUUUGAUGCUGGGCGCGGCUCUCGAAAGGGUUAUUGGCAAACGACUGAAGAAAGGUUUUUUGGUCGUGCCGAGAGGAUCGAUAUUCGGUAUGUGGGAGACCCCUUCCUGCUUCCCAAUUUUGGACACCCGUAUAACUUUUUUGGAAGCUGGUUCCGGCGAUUUCCCGGACGACGCGUCGGUCGCGGCCACUCGCAGAAUAGCGGAUUACUGCAAGAAACUGAAAAAGCGGGAUAUUUUGAUCGUCGUUCUCUCCGGAGGCACCGAGGCCCUUCUCAGCUGCCCGAGGGGCGCCGUCACCCUCCAAGAAUACGAGAACGUUCUUUCACGGUUGAAAUCCGCCGGAGCUACGAAGAUGGAAAUUAGCAUCGUGGGCUGCAAACUGUCCACUGUUCUGGGAGGCGAACUGGCCCGACUCGCAUUUCCAGCGAAAGUUGUGACCCUCGCGAUGUCGGACAUUCCGGGAAACCCGGAACUUGAAAUCGCGGGAGGACCGACGGUCAACAACCCUAACAGAGACGCAGCGUUUCACGUGCUGAAAAAAUACAAUAUUGCCGGACGGUUGCCCACCAGCGUCCUGGACAUCCUUAACGAAGAAAAACGACCCUCCGACGAUCCCCUCGUCAACGAUGAGAAUAAGUUCAAAUUCGUCGACUAUCACGUGAUAGCUAGCUCGAUCGAUGCCGUUCGCGGAAUGACCGACGCCGCGUUCAGACUCGGUCUAAUUCCCGUAGUCCUGAAUCAUUCGGUAAUCGGGCCGGUUCGAGAGGUCAGUCAAGCGUACGCCCAGAUCGCAUCACUCAUGAUCCUUGCGGCUGAGGGAAAAAUAAACAAAAUCGAAAUGUACGACGCGAUGAAGUUCAACAGGGUUCUUCCGCUGAGCGAAUCAAUGGUGAGGGAAAUCUUCCCGUCUAAAGAGAAAUGGGGCCUUGGGCUCUGCCUGCUCCUCGGAGGCGCCCCGACUACCACGAUCGAAAUGAAUGUCGACAAAAAAGUACCCGCCGAUAACAGGAGCGGAGCGAACCAGGAGCUCGCGUUGUACUUUUCUCUGGACUGGUACCUCAAGGUAAAAGAGAAUCCGAUUCUGAAAGAAUACGUGGUCUGGUUCCUCGGUGGAAAUUCGAGCGGAAAGGAUGGCAACUCCGCCGCUGCAGGGGCCUACGGGUACGCCAAUCUCGGCCCAGGGAUAUUCCAGAGGCACAAAGAACUCAAGAAAGAAGAAGAGACGCUGGACCUCAAGGUCCGAGGAAUGGUCCGAACGAGUCCAGGGGGUGAAGCAACCCUAGAGGCUCUCGAACAAUUGACUUCCCUUCGCGACGAGAUCGCUCGAAUUUCCCGCAUUCUGCCCGACCGUGUUCUGAGGGAGGGUAACGCCAACUUUAUGUUUAUGAAUAUAAACGACGGCGACGAACUUCUCGAUCUCGGCUACACAUUUACCGGUGUAUGCGAUCUCCACGUGAUACGAAUAGUUCGAUACCAGUGUAACUGCGACGGAAAUUGUCUGGGACGAGGCGAAGGCAAACGAUCUUCGCUGCCUUCGGGCAUAUGUCAAGACCGGGAAUGCGUAGCAAAUAAAACUUUGCCACGCGUCGUGAUUGACCCAUCGCCCGAAAGCAGGACGUGUUGUGGCCGAUUCGCGGGACCAAAGAUCAAGAUUCAAUGAGAACGACAAUGGAAUUAAUCGCGAACCAAUGAUAUUGCUGCCGACAAUAUUUUCGUCCGAGUGAAAUUUAACG